AGCCAUGGGGGCAGGGGCAGGGGCAGGGCAGGGGCGGCCCGGGGGCGGGGGCGGGGGCGGGGGCGGGGGCGGGGGCGGGGGCGGGGGCGGGGGCAGGGGCAGGGGCAGGGGCCGGGCGGGGGCCGGGGCGGGGCGGGGCCGGAGCAGGGGCGGGGCAGGGGCGGGGGUGGGGGCAGGGGCGGGGGGAGGGCGGGGGGAGGGGCGGGGGAUGGGGGUGGGGAUGGGGGUGGGGAGGGGGUGGGGAGGGGGUGGGGAGGGGUGGGGAGGGGGUGGGGAUGGGGGUGGGGAUGGGGGUGGGAUGGGGUAGGGAUGGGG
Messenger RNA from Closterium sp. NIES-67, 315 nucleotides. The record is from the annotation of a GenBank genome assembly. Lineage: Eukaryota; Viridiplantae; Streptophyta; Zygnematophyceae; Desmidiales; Closteriaceae.